Molecule: messenger RNA, 1017 nt
Organism: Cladophialophora yegresii CBS 114405
Lineage: Eukaryota; Fungi; Ascomycota; Eurotiomycetes; Chaetothyriales; Herpotrichiellaceae
Exons: 1
Coding region: 1-1017 (338 amino acids)
Biological process (GO): triglyceride catabolic process
Molecular function (GO): triacylglycerol lipase activity
Source: RefSeq, a predicted model, not a curated record
AUGGCAACGGCUAUCAUUCUCGGCUUGGUGCUCUCCAUACUAUGUCCGAGCGGGUCCUCGACCCCAGUUCAUAGUCUUAAGAAGCAUGCUUUGCCACAAUCCUACGCAGCAAUAGGGGACUCCUACGCUUCAGGAGCUGGAGCAGGUGUCCCCGGCUGGCCCCCUUAUGCCGAUUUUCGCUGUGGAAGAUACUCUGAUGCAUAUCCAAUUCAGGUAGCCAACAACUCCAUGAUCAACAUUGACAGAACCAAAUUCAAGCACCUUGCCUGUGGAGGCCUGACCAGCGCUGUCAUCCUGCGAGACCAGGUCCCUUACAUUGUCGACUCGGAACUGGUAACAUUGACGGCCAGCGGCAACGAUGUCAACUUCUUCGUGGUCCUGAAUGAAUGCGUCUAUCAUUGGUCGCCAGCAAUAGGCUGUGAAGCUCAAAUUGUGAAAGCCAGAGAGAUCAUCGAGACCAGCGCACUGCAGAAUCUCGAAAACAUCAUCUCUGGAACUGUUCAGCAUUUGCAACCGGGAGCUCUGUUCAUUGUCACAGGAUAUGCCAGGUUCUUUAACGAGAGGACCGAUUACUGUGAUAACACGACUUUCAGCCAAACGAGGCCACUGGAUUACCUGACAAAGGCGAAGCGGAGGCAUCUCAAUCAGCUGGUGAUGAUGCUGAACGAUGUGAUCAAAGCCACAGCGUUGCUCCAUGGCGCCGUGUAUGUCGACAUUGAUCAGGCCUUCGAGGGACACAGAUUCUGUGAACAAGACGUCAAGGAGCCAGAUCUGGAUAGGGCUGAUACAUGGUUCUUUAACAUCCCUCCACCACUUGUUGUCUUGUCUGGAUCGCCAAGUGGACGGUCACAAAAGCUUCUGGGAGAGAUGGAGAUGCCUGAUCCAGAGACUGUCCCUGAGUGGCCGGAGAUGAGGAAGUGGAGGGUAUUUCAUCCGACUGGGCUGGGACAUCACGGCAUAUCGCAGGUGGUAGUGCGGGAGAUUCUGCUUCGGUCAGGUUUGGGGCAAUCGCAAUGA